Messenger RNA from Sapajus apella (tufted capuchin), 3267 nucleotides. It is a transcript of the gene MAP2K5, whose product is annotated as mitogen-activated protein kinase kinase 5. The coding region runs from base 708 to 1979 and encodes 423 amino acids. The transcript is spliced from 22 exons. Gene Ontology annotation, molecular function: protein binding; protein kinase activity; ATP binding. Lineage: Eukaryota; Metazoa; Chordata; Mammalia; Primates; Cebidae. Gene Ontology annotation, biological process: protein phosphorylation. The record is from RefSeq and is a predicted model, not a curated record.
CAACAUGGCGCCGCGGGAGGCGGGUCCCGCUCGUCGGCUCCCGGGGUUCCGGCGCUGCGCGUUUUGGUUCCGGAGUAACAGUGUCGCCGCCGCCUUCCUCCUCCUCCUCUCGCCGCUGCCGCCGCCGCCGCCGCCGCCGCCUCCGGUCCGCGCGGCCUUGGGAGGCCGGGGCCCAGCCGGCGCGCGCCGCGCCCUGUGUCCCCGGGUGGGGCGGAAGACUCGCCCUUGACCGUCCCGCGGGGACUCUCCGUGGUGCGGCGGCCCUGGGGCGCCUUCUUAGUAGCCCGGGACUGAGUCCCCUCCAGUCGAGGACCCUCUUACUGACGGGCGGGGGACGCCUGCCGCUGUGUCUCCCCCAAACCGCGUCCCUGCCCUGCCGCCCCCCACAGCCACACGGCGGCGGGGAGCUUCACCGCCGCGUUCGCCCAGCUCCAGAACCUUCCGACCUCUGCCGGUUCCUGCGGGCCUCUCCCGCUCCCCGGUGCAGCCCCCGGGAGGCGCCGCAGACCCGGACAGCCUGGGCAGGCGCGGUGCCCUGGGUCCCUGCCGAAUCACCCCGAAUCACCCCUUCCUUCCCCCCUCCUCAGCCCCCAGUCCCUUGUUUUCACCCUCUGCUCCUCACUCCCCUUGUCACCUCUUGGAGCCCCCUCCUGACCAGCGGCCAGCGGGUACCCCCGCCCCCAUGAUGUGAGCCCCUUGAACCUGUGAUGCUGUGGCUAGCCCUUGGCCCCUUUCCUGCCAUGGAGAACCAGGUGCUGGUAAUUCGCAUCAAGAUCCCAAAUACUGGCGCGGUGGACUGGACAGUGCACUCCGGGCCGCAGCUACUCUUCAGGGAUGUGCUGGAUGUGAUAGGCCAGGUUCUGCCUGAAGCCACAACUACAGCGUUUGAAUAUGAAGAUGAAGAUGGUGAUCGAAUUACAGUGAGAAGUGAUGAAGAAAUGAAGGCAAUGCUGUCAUAUUAUUAUUCCACAGUAAUGGAACAGCAAGUAAAUGGACAGUUAAUAGAACCUCUGCAGAUAUUUCCAAGAGCCUGCAAGCCUCCUGGGGAACGGAACAUACAUGGCCUGAAGGUGAAUACUCGGGCUGGACCCUCUCAACACAGCAGCCCAGCAGUCUCAGAUGCCCUUCCAAGCAAUAGCUUAAAGAAGUCUUCUGCUGAACUGAAAAAAAUAUUAGCCAAUGGCCAGAUGAAUGAACAAGACAUACGGUAUCGGGACACUCUUGGUCAUGGCAAUGGAGGCACAGUCUACAAAGCAUAUCAUGUCCCAAGUGGCAAAAUAUUAGCUGUAAAGGUCAUACUGCUAGAUAUUACACUGGAACUUCAGAAGCAAAUCAUGUCUGAAUUGGAAAUUCUUUAUAAGUGUGAUUCAUCAUAUAUCAUUGGAUUUUAUGGAGCAUUUUUUGUAGAAAAUAGGAUUUCAAUAUGUACGGAAUUCAUGGAUGGGGGAUCUUUGGAUGUAUAUAGGAAAAUCCCAGAACAUGUCCUUGGAAGAAUUGCAGUAGCAGUUGUUAAAGGCCUUACUUAUUUGUGGAGUUUAAAGAUUUUGCAUAGAGACGUGAAGCCCUCCAAUAUGCUAGUAAACACAAGAGGACAGGUCAAGCUGUGUGAUUUUGGAGUUAGCACUCAGCUGGUGAAUUCUAUAGCCAAGACGUAUGUUGGAACAAAUGCUUAUAUGGCGCCUGAAAGAAUCUCAGGGGAGCAGUAUGGAAUUCAUUCUGAUGUCUGGAGCUUAGGAAUCUCUUUUAUGGAGCUUGCUCUUGGGAGGUUUCCAUAUCCUCAGAUUCAGAAAAACCAGGGAUCUUUAAUGCCUCUCCAGCUUCUGCAGUGCAUUGUUGAUGAGGAUUCGCCCAUCCUUCCAGUUGGAGAGUUCUCGGAGCCAUUUGUACAUUUCAUCACUCAGUGCAUGCGAAAACAGCCAAAGGAAAGGCCAGCACCUGAAGAAUUGAUGGGCUUUUGGAGAUCAUGUGAACUAAUGUAAAUGAAAGCACCUAAUGAGCAGCUGGCACAGGGUAAGUGCUCACAACUGGCUGCUGUUACAUUGCACGUAGUCACAAAAGGCACAGGUUUGGGAGCUGACGUCCAGUGCAAAUCCCAAUUCUGCCUUGGCCAAAUCCACAAAUUGAAGUAACAGUAAUGCCCUCCAGCCAUUUGUUGUGGGGACACUGAAAUAAGAUAAUGAGCUCAAAAGCCAGUUGUAGAAAGAAAACCCUACUGAAAUGCUGGUGUCAGUAAACAUGCGCAUUUCUCUCUCCAAAUCAACAUACUCAACCUGGAUUGUCUUUAAAUAUCCUUAUAGCAAGGGCAAUGCGGACAGCUGUUAGAAAAAUACGCUGAUCUGUUCCCCUCACAGGGAGAAUGUCAUGGCCGUAACACAGACUUAAAAAAUAGCAUAAAGCAUAUAUAAGUCAGGACAAUUCUUACCUUCCACCUCUUCAUAAUGACAAAGCAGCAGGCAGAGGAGGGCCAGGGCCAGGUCUCUGCUCACCUGCAUUGUGGAGGAGAGAGCCAGUAGCUGCUCAGUGUGGACAGUAUUGCUUAGAACAGUUGUGGGAGGUCAUGUUUGCAAAAGGAGGUUAAGAUCAAAGAAACUGUGUUGAAGAUUUGAGUUGGUCUGGUGGAAAGAAAAAACUAGGACAUUGCUAAGACCCUCCUGCAAAAGACUGGACCUUCUGGCUGUAGGCGAAGUCGCCUUAAUUGUUAUGAGAAGAGUAUUUAAAUUUCAAGGAUAAUUAGUUUUUCUUUUAAGGGGUGUAGGGUUGGACCAAGCCUUUUGUUUUCAGAUGUGAGGACUUUGAAACACUUGGAUAAACCUCUCAGGGGUUAAAUCUGUCUUUGGGGCUACCAGGACUUGAAAAAUGUUGCUCUGUAUCAAGAAAACCAGAAGUGACAAGUUCAUUUAAAAAGCCUGGUUUGUCAUUGUUUAUCUAAUUUUCGGAGUUGACACAGAAAAUUAAACCAGCUGACACUCACUCUCUGACCGUCUCUCUGGCUCAUUUCCCUGGUCCUUUCCUACCCGACCUUGCAGCUACAAAAUGCUCCAGACCCUAAAAUAUAAAACUUUCCACUGAGUUUGAGUCACCCUGCAGUCAUUCCAAGAUUAUGUCAGAGGAUGUCAUUCCUAAUGGUAUUAAAAAUCAAGAUGAAGUUAUAAAUCUGCUCUGUGAGGAUUUCUUUUCCCCCCCGCUUUGACCAUAAAUCUUAAAAGUAAUCAAACUCUCUGCAAAGAAGCCAAGGUAAACUUGGGCCCACAGUGGCCCCAUAUGUCU